CUUAUCCUUGAUAAAGGCACAUACGAUGCCAUCGCGCUGAUGGAGAAGGAUGAGAAUGGAGGGAUCCCAGCAGAAGGUUAUCCGAUGCGUAUCGCGAAGCUCUUGAACCUAGAGGCAUUUUCUAAUUACAUGUGCGUAUCUUGUAACUUUACCAAAGUGGAGUUACAAUCAAGGUUCAUUACCGAAGAAACCGGCCUGCAGUACCAUUCUCGUAUAGAGUACCCAGCUAUUUCAUUCGGCGGGAGCAUCGGGAGUGCAUGUUCUGGUGUGGCAUUUACGAAAUUUGCGUAA
Suillus subaureus is the source of this 291-nucleotide messenger RNA. RefSeq lists its product as uncharacterized. Lineage: Eukaryota; Fungi; Basidiomycota; Agaricomycetes; Boletales; Suillaceae. Gene Ontology annotation, molecular function: protein-lysine N-methyltransferase activity. The record is from RefSeq and is a predicted model, not a curated record. The transcript has 3 exons. Gene Ontology annotation, biological process: peptidyl-lysine dimethylation; peptidyl-lysine monomethylation. Gene Ontology annotation, cellular component: cytoplasm. The annotation marks the transcript as partial.